AUGUCGUCGCUGUCGCGUCGGGCUUGCUACAAAUGUGGCAAUGUGGGCCACUAUGCCGAGGUCUGCUCCUCGGCGGAACGUCUUUGCUACAACUGCAAACAGCCAGGCCACGAGUCCAACCAGUGCCCUCUCCCACGUACAACUGAGGCCAAGCAGUGUUAUCACUGCCAGGGACUUGGCCACGUUCAAGCUGACUGUCCUACUCUGCGCCUCACUGGUGCCGGUGCCAGUGGCCGCUGCUACAACUGCGGUCAGCCUGGUCACCUAGCUCGUGCAUGCCCAAACCCAGCCGCUGUUGGCAUUCCCCGGGGUCCUCCGGUCGGCCGCGGUGGAUAUGGAGGCGGCUUUGGUCGCGGAGGAUUUGCCGGAGGCGCUCGUCCUGCCACCUGUUACAAGUGUGGUGGUCCCAACCACUUUGCUCGGGACUGCCAGGCACAGGCCAUGAAGUGCUAUGCCUGCGGAAAGCUCGGUCACAUCUCUCGCGACUGCACCGCACCCAACGGUGGCCCGCUCAAUACUGCCGGCAAGACCUGUUACCAGUGUGGUGAGGCAGGCCACAUUUCUCGCGACUGCCCGCAGAAGGCUGCAAGCGGAGAGAUUGGCGUUCCGGCUCCUGUUGACGUGACCCCUGCUCCCCAGGCCAUCCCUCCCGUUGCCUAA
Pestalotiopsis fici W106-1 is the source of this 660-nucleotide messenger RNA. RefSeq lists its product as uncharacterized. The transcript is spliced from 2 exons. The record is from RefSeq and is a predicted model, not a curated record. Gene Ontology annotation, biological process: positive regulation of cytoplasmic translation. Lineage: Eukaryota; Fungi; Ascomycota; Sordariomycetes; Amphisphaeriales; Sporocadaceae. Gene Ontology annotation, molecular function: zinc ion binding; single-stranded RNA binding; mRNA binding. Bases 1 to 660 code for a protein of 219 amino acids. Gene Ontology annotation, cellular component: cytoplasm.